AAGCAUCUAUGAGUUGUGGAGUGACGGGGGAAAGAGAAGGAAGCUGUUAUGUCCUUUUCUUGCAUCCCAAGCAACAACUCCUUGGGAUUACUUGCAGUCUGGAAAACAUCGCAUUUCCUCCAUUGAUGAAUAAAAAUGGCAGAAAGCAGCUCUCUUGAAUAUACUCCCACAUGGGUCGUCGCCUUCAUCUGUUUCGUCAUUGUUACAUUGUCCCUUCUCGCUGAACGCGGCCUUCACCGCCUUGGAAAGUGUCUGAAGCACAGGCGGCAAGAUGCGUUGUUCGAGGCUCUGCAGAAACUGAAAGAAGAACUGAUGCUGCUCGGUUUUAUUUCCCUCCUGCUGACGGUUUCUCAGAAUGCGAUAAGCCAUAUAUGUGUCCCACCGGCCGUUGUAGACAACAUGUUCCCCUGCAAGAAGCCUUCCGAGAACAACCAUCACGCUGGAUCUUCUCAUUCGGUUAUCUUCUUCAAUGGCCGACGUCUCCUUUCAACAGCUUCGCCGGACCAUUGUGCUCCAAAGGGGAAGGUUCCAUUAGUAACGAUCGAAGCAUUGCACCAACUGCACAUCUUCAUCUUCGUAUUAGCGGUUUUUCACGUGAUUUUCUGUGCCACGACAAUGGUUCUUGGAGGCGCGAGGAUUCAGCAGUGGAAACAAUGGGAGGACUGGAUCAAGAAAAACCCUUCUGAAACGGUUGCAGGCUCACGGAAGCGCACUCAUGCGCAUCAUCACCAGUUCUUUGAGACGCAUGCCGGUGGAUUCUGGAGACGAGCCGUUGUUGUCAGUUGGCUAAGAUCAUUCUUCAAGCAGUUUUACGGGUCGGUCACAAAGUCGGACUACAUAGCUCUAAGGAAUGGAUUCAUCAUGACUCACUGCCCCUCGAACCGAAAAUUCGAUUUUCACAAGUACAUGCUAAGGACUCUUGAGAUAGACUUCAAAAAGGUUGUGGGCAUAAGUUGGUAUCUUUGGCUAUUCGUCGUUGUGUUUUUGCUGCUGGAUGUCGGAGGAUGGAAUACGUAUUUCUGGCUGUCGUUCUUACCGCUAAUCCUCUUGGUGAUGGUGGGAGCUAAGUUGGAAAACAUCAUAAGCAGUCUGGCGUUGGACGUUUCGGAGAAGAGAAACCGUGAGCAAGAAUCCGAAAGAACCAUCAAACCGUCGGACGAGCUCUUCUGGUUCCAUCGGCCGAGCAUCGUCCUCUCCCUCAUCCAUUUCAUUCUCUUCCAAAACUCGUUCGAGAUCGCUUUCUUCUUCUGGAUAUUGUUCACUUAUGGAAUAAAGUCUUGCAUUAUGGAGAGGCUAGGCUUCCUCAUCCCAAGACUUGUCAUGGGAGUGUUGGUCCAAGUGCUCUGCAGUUACAGUACAUUGCCACUGUAUGCUCUUGUUACACAGAUGGGUAGCAAAUUCAAGAAAGGGAUAUUCGACGAAUUAGUGCAUUCAGCAAUUGAUCUCUGGGUCGAAGAUACGAGGAACAAAGGUGAAUCGACAACAGAGACUCGUAGGAUGCAGACACACCAAACUCCGCACGAUGGCAAUGUCGUCCGACAACUAACCUUCGACGUUGAAGUGAUCCCCAAUCCAUGACAUCACACAUUGAUUUUUUUUUUUGGUUUAGUGUCCGUUUGAUUUCGUGUGCGUUUGUUUGCAAGUAUAUAUUGUUUUCAAUUCCGUACGUUAAUUUGCUUUCUCGUUCGUUGAGUUGAUUUAUACUAAUAGAUGACAAUCAUAUAUUUCUUUAGUUUAAUUUGUUCCAGGAAUGCA
Molecule: messenger RNA, 1755 nt
Organism: Tarenaya hassleriana
Lineage: Eukaryota; Viridiplantae; Streptophyta; Magnoliopsida; Brassicales; Cleomaceae
Product: MLO-like protein 13
Exons: 15
Coding region: 136-1578 (480 amino acids)
Biological process (GO): defense response
Cellular component (GO): membrane
Source: RefSeq, a predicted model, not a curated record